AUGUCUAGUAAGUGCAUGGACGAAAGCCUGGAGGAAGGCUCUAGGCUGCAACAGCACUACUUCAACACAGAGAGCCGCGGCGUGGGGAUCAAGCAGAGUCAGCUCUCUGUGAGCUCCCGCAUUGUGCAAGAGGAUGAAUUGUUGAAAGCUGUGAGAAGCAACGAACCAUUGCGUCUAACGUUCACCCUCCACUUGACCGAGAGUACGUCCGUCGAGUGGGAGACCGUAGCGUGGCGCCGUUGUCUAUACAUUCGCGUACCGAGCUGCCUUCUGCCCGAAGGAUCAAAAGAGGGCUUUGUCUCCCUUCUGGAAUACGCCGAGGAAACGUUGCGCUGCACCAAUAUCAUCGUAUGCCUGCGUAAAGAUAGAUCUGACCGAGCAAUGCUGGUUCGUACCUUCAUGUUCUUGGGCUUCACGGUCCUGCCGCCGACUCAUGCCUUGGUACCGCCAGGCAGUGACGCGGGCAAUCUCUACAUGCUCUAUGCCAUCGAGUAAUCGGCAAGCAGCUCGGCACCUCUCAAAUUUAACGCGCAGGUACAGUCACAUAAACGGGUUUAAGGUAAAGUUCUGGAGAGGGCACGCCUGUGGACAGGGAAACGCGAUUGAUUCAAUGCACUUCUCUUUUAUAUUUUAAGUUUUUCUGUAUAUUUGUGUUUUUAUUGGAUAUGUGAAGAAAAUUGUCUUUUUUUUUUAUUUUGAUACGGUUUUUUACAAGAAGAAAUAUCGAGGACCUUUAACGACGCGAGGAAAGAACUCACACGUCAUCAAGCCGAUCACAUCGAAAAACACCUUUGCGUUAAAUUUCAGAGGCAUAACGGCGAAACAAAGAAAAAUAUAGUCGCGAAUACGUAGAGAACGCGUACAUAAAAGGCUUUCGAUGGGUAUAUCGAUUCAUUCUCUUGAACACAAUGUUAAUAACUCUUGUAAGAGCAUAUAAGUUGCUGACAAAGCUUCCCACGUGAAGGAAUUUGACGGAAUUUGUUACUAUGCAUUAAGAACUGUAUGUAGUGACAAACCGUCAAAUUUUAGAGAAAAUUUAUUAUCGACAAAUCUCAAUGUUAAUUGUGGCAGAUUGGGUAUCACCGUAUUAUUAUUAAUUUUAUUAUUAUUAUUGUUCUCAUUAUUAUUAUUAUUAGUGAUAUAGUAUAUUUCUUUACAUUAUUUGUAAGUAUUAUCGAUAUGUAUACCAUAUAACUACAUUUUAUAUUUGUUGUGCGGAUGUCGAUGAGAUUCACCCAGUGAGUUUAAUCGCUCUUUCCAGCCUUCCAUUAAAGAUUGCAUUAUUGAAGACAUAUCAGUUGACUCGUACGCUUCGUGAAAAAAUGGCGUAAUUUUCUUUUUCUUCCUAGUAGUUAUAUAUCGUACUUCAAUAAUUUACAACAGAGUCCGCGGAUUAAAAUAUUGCAAAAACAGCGGGUGAAAAUAGAAUAUUGUUCAUCGAGAUUCAUAGGGUCGCACCGGUUCAAACCGUAUACGUCACAAAUAUCACUCUUAUAUCGUUAACCGUAUAUGCAGAAUAAUAUAUUUCGUGCAAAUAUCUCAGCAAUUCAUAAUCGGAAGGUAUUAGAUUAUUAUAAAACUUAUUUAUCGUUAUAAUCCUUCAUUACAGUUAUUGUCUUAUUAACUCUGUUAAUGAUAGAUUCCUUAGAUAUAAGUUAGAGUAUCUGGUAAUCCCCAAUCAGUUAACAUUGGAGAGAUCUUGCUAAUAAAUGCGUUCUUUAGUGUUGACUCGAUAACAGACAACAUGAAAAAUAUAAAAAUACAAAAAAAAAAGGUGAAAAAUGUCAGAAAAGAAACAAAAAAGUGUUAAUAGCUUAUUAGGGAAUAGGUAAAGAUAAGUACAGAGUGACGGACUAUUGUAUGUUAACUUCACGCAAAUAAUUAUCAACUUGCCUCAAGUUUUUAAAUUGAUAAAUAAUUCCGUGCGUUUUAUCCCGUCAGUUAGUAUUAUAUAUUCAUACCUCUGACCACACAUAAAAAAUGGAUAUGUAUGCUACGUUUCUUAUUCAUACAUGAAGACAUAAUUGCUAAAUAAACAUUUAAUAAAACCCUUCA
Messenger RNA from Harpegnathos saltator (Jerdon's jumping ant), 2055 nucleotides. It is a transcript of the gene Oda, whose product is annotated as Ornithine decarboxylase antizyme. Gene Ontology annotation, biological process: positive regulation of protein catabolic process. Lineage: Eukaryota; Metazoa; Arthropoda; Insecta; Hymenoptera; Formicidae. Gene Ontology annotation, cellular component: nucleus; cytoplasm. The transcript is spliced from 5 exons. Bases 1 to 495 code for a protein of 164 amino acids. The record is from RefSeq and is a predicted model, not a curated record. Gene Ontology annotation, molecular function: ornithine decarboxylase inhibitor activity.